GUAAAGCUAAUUUCAGAUUUCGAUAAAUUACAUGAUCUCAGGCUUGCGAUCCUGUUGGAACAGCCUUACCUUCCCAUGUCCUGCUUAGAGCUUGGGUGUCCAGUCUCAUCCACUUCAACGACAGAUGACUUUUUACAACUCCAUUGCCUCAUGGUUAACUUAUUGCCUAAAUUGAACGAGGGAUCCUCAAAGCAAUCUCUUCUAGAAUUCGCAUUUGUGAUUGAUUGCUCAGGAAGCAUGCAAGGUGAUCGAAUAGAACAUGCUAAACAGGCUAUGUUGCUACUGGUCAAGAGUCUGCCCUCUAAUUGUCGGUUCCAGGUCGUGCGCUUUGGCUCAGAAGCUAAAACUUUUUUUCCCAGGUGA
Molecule: messenger RNA, 363 nt
Organism: Protopolystoma xenopodis
Lineage: Eukaryota; Metazoa; Platyhelminthes; Monogenea; Polystomatidea; Polystomatidae
Source: the annotation of a GenBank genome assembly